Molecule: messenger RNA, 6777 nt
Organism: Anneissia japonica
Lineage: Eukaryota; Metazoa; Echinodermata; Crinoidea; Comatulida; Comatulidae
Product: cytosolic carboxypeptidase-like protein 5
Exons: 14
Coding region: 178-3240 (1020 amino acids)
Biological process (GO): protein deglutamylation; proteolysis
Molecular function (GO): zinc ion binding; metallocarboxypeptidase activity
Source: RefSeq, a predicted model, not a curated record
CAUUUAGGUCAGGUGACAGCAACCACAGCAGUUUGUUUUCUUCUCGCGAUCUGUUUCUCUCUGUCUGUUGGAGCAUCUUUGGAUGAACAACAUUCGUUAACUACGCCUACGUAUCGAAUACACUUGACUUCAAUGUUCUUAUGAUUUAUCAAUUCAAGCAAUUCCAUUUCCUGAAAGAUGGAGUGCAGAUCUGGAGGUCUUCUCUUUACCUCCAAGCUUGAUUCAGGUAAUUUAGCUCGUGUUGAACGGGUGGUAAAUGAAGAUGAGGAUGCGGCCAUCAUAUCAAGGAUUGGUGACUUAACUCCAGUUCCCGACUAUGAAUACAAUGUAUGGACAUCUCCGGAUUGCGAAGGCACUGAAUUUGAAAAUGGAAACAGGUCAUGGUUUCACUUUGCAGUGAAAGGAGGACCCAUGAACAAGCUCCUCAAGAUCAACAUAAUGAACAUGAAUCGACAGGGAAAACUUUACAACCAAGGCAUGGCACCAAUGGUUAAAGUACUCCCUCAAAAACCAAAGUGGGAGCGUAUUCGUGAAAGACCAACAUUUGAGAGUGUUGAUGGUCAGUUUAUUUUAACGUUCACCUAUCGUUUUGAGUAUCGUUUUUCAAGUGUUUACUUUGCGUUUUGUUUUCCAUUUUCCUACACCGAGUGUCAGCAGAAGUUUGAGGCAAUUGAAUCUCAAAUGAAUCAACAAACAGUAAAGAACAACACACCAGAUGCUAUAUACUACCACCGAGAAUUGUUAUGCCACAGCAUAGACAAGCUACGUGUCGACCUGGUCACCAUCACAUCUCACCAUGGUAUUACAAAUGCUAGGGAACCUAGGCUGAUGUACCUGUUCCCUGAUAGUCAAACACCUCGAGCCCACAAAUUCAAAAAGAAGAGAGUCUUUUUUCUUAGUAGUCGUGUUCAUCCGGGUGAGACCCCUGCAAGUUUUGUAUUUAAUGGUUUUCUAGAUUUUAUUCUACGUCCAAAUGACCCAAGAGCAAUUCAACUAAGGAAACAGUAUGUCUUCAAGCUCAUACCACUAUUAAACCCAGAUGGAGUAAUGCGCGGCCACUACCGAACCGACCAGCGUGGGGUCAACUUAAACAGGGUGUACCUGAAUCCAGAUUUUGAGAUGCACCCUUCGAUCUUUGCAACAAAGUCUGUUUUUCUUCACCACCAUGUAAAUUCCCGUUUAUGUAAAUCAAAUGUAAGUGUAUCUAAUAACGAAGGACUGUGUGAAUCAAAAAAUAUUGAAAAACCAAAGAAUUCCCAACAAACUACACAAUUAGACCAGCCUGUUAUUGAUGGACCAAAUGCUAUUUUAUUUGUACACAAUGAGGAAACAACAAUUUCCACUAAUGAGACUGAUGAAAACAAGAGACCAGUAACAAAUCCAAUUCCAGCAUUUGAAUUGGAACUUCCGCAAAGCAUUGACCAGCCAGUGACUGGCCAAAGUGUCAGUCUUUCAGUGCUACAUGAUGUAAGAUCAGAAGAUACAUUCCAGUUACAUACACUUGAGUACUCUGAUGAGCUUGGCUCACUGGCUGAGCCAACGGUCAGCAAUGACAGUAAUUUAUCUGAUAUUCAACAAAGGACUGAAAUUAUUCAAGAAGAUUCAAUCAAUACCAGUACUAAUAAUAAAAUUGAUGAGACUAGCGCCCUCUCUAUACCUCCGAGUGAGAGUGGAAUCGCUUUCUAUGUUGACCUCCAUGGUCAUGCUUCCAAACGUGGCUGUUUUAUUUAUGGGAACCAUUUUGAGGAGGAAGAAAAGCAAGUUGAGAAUCUGCUCUUCCCAAAGCUGAUUUCUAUGAACUCCGCUCACUUUGAUUUUGAUGGAUGUAAUUUUUCCGAGAAGAAUAUGUACACAAAAGACAAACGUGAUGGAAUGACCAAGGAAGGAAGUGGAAGAGUGGCGAUGUUCAAAGCCACUGGAAUCAUUCACAGCUACACUUUAGAAUGUAACUACAACUGUGGCCGUUUCAUGAAUUCCAUAGCUCCUGCUACCAUGGACAACGGGCGUGCCACACCUCCUCCUGUUGCUGGUUUCCCACCAAAGUUUACCAUUUCCCACUAUGAAGAGGUUGGUAGGGCAGUAGCAAUAGCAGCACUGGAUAUGACCAACACAAACCCAUGGUCAAGGCUUGCUUCCACAGACUAUCAAAGUGUACAUGGUAUGCGAACAUGGGUGCAAAAGUACCUACGCAGCUCAAGAGGUGCACCCUCACUGCCAAAGAAGAUGUCUCGGGUUAUUUCACGAACAUCGGGAAUUGUGGCAACGGCAGCAACGACCAACCACCAAGAGCGACCGAAGUUGACCAAUGCAGUGCAAGACUCAAACCAGACAGCCAUUGGGCAUGGUGGUAAUGGUCAGUCUAAGAGCACCGGCAGCUUUACCUUCACUUCUGUCAACCAAACACGAAAUUCCACAGGAAGUUUCAAUUAUAAUAAUUUUAAGAAAGGUGCCAAUGUAAGGACUUUAGCUCCAGUAAGAGAUUACCGAUUGAUGUUAGAUCGAAAGAAGGUGACAAACGCAAUCACCACCAGCAGUUCACAGGGUAAUGCAGCUGAAACUUCUAACCAACCAAACUGCACAAACAAUAACAACAGCAACCAAUCGGAUCGUAAGCCUGUUGGAGGUCAAUUUAUUAACAACACUCUACAGAGCAUGACAAAAUCCCACCAACAAAAAGCCGACCAUGGGCCGUACAGAAAAAUAGAUGUGAUUGAUAGUAAUUUGGGAAGUUUAGCAUUUAAACAACCAAAUUUGUCUCCUGGAUUGCGUAUCCCAAAUGUUCAGAGACCUAUCUUUACUCCAUCAAACAGGAAUCUGACAAGGCUUGACCAUCCCAGGAGUGAUCCUCCAAAAAGACGAUAUAAAAAAUCAACAGUUUGUCAGAAAAAAAGGUCAGCUUCCUUGAGCCCAACUCGUAAAAUGAACUUGCAGCGAGGUACAAGUGAAGAAACUGACAGUGAAACAGAUAAGAAGCUGAAUAAGAGACGUGGUCGACAGCAUGCUUCAGACAGCUUCUCAGACCCAACUCCAUCCAUAGGAAGCAGGCCUUUCUGCAAGAUGGCCACUAAAUCUGACAAACAAGUACCAAGAAGACCAUUUUACAAUGAGGAUAUACCGGUUUUACGACUGUCUCAUCGGCAACCAGGAUACCCCCUGUAUGGCAAGUAUCGUACCGGCCUUCAUUCACAUAAAAUUUCAUAUCCGUGUUACACUGCUAACAAUUAUAUUUUUCACCAAUAGCCACUGAAUCUUAACUCAUAAAUAUAUAUAUAAUCUGCUCCACUGUAAUAAUUGAUGCAUGGUACUUUUUUCCCUGGGGAGACAUUCUCUCACAACAUUUCUUCUUAGAAUACCUCCAGCUCCCUGGGAGAUGGUAAAUAGGCCUACAGUGUCAUAUUUAUUUUUGAUCUGGUAGACUGUAAACAUUUAUAUAAUAUAUAUAAUCUGCUCUUCAAAUUAGCACAUAUGGGGAUAAACAAGUAAGGUAAUGUUUAAUGCAUAAUCCUUGGUUAUUGUAUUUAACAUGCUGUUCUUAUAUUGCAGUAAAUACAUACAAACAUGCAUGCAAUCACUGUGUAUAUAAAGUACAGUAUAUUAUACAUUUUAUAAAUACCAACUACAUUAAUGUAUACACGUUUGUGAAACGAGAGGUACACAAAAUAUAGACAUUUAUACAUACAUACAUACACACAUACAUACAUGCAUAUAAGUGUUGGUAUAAUAUUAGCAAAUAUGUAUGUUUUCAUUCAUAUGUAUUUGCAUACUGUACACACAUACAUGCAUAUUCUAAUUCGUACAUACAGUAUACACCAAUACAUACAUGGAUACAUUUUUUUAUGUAAUAAUACAUGCAUUAACCUGUUUCAUGCAUGUAUGAUAUUUUAAGUAUUAAUGUUAUAUUUAAUGGAUCAAUGUAAUUAACUCUACAUAAUUCAAUUGGUGUAAACACAUCAAUAUAGGUAAGGUAAAACUAUGUUUGAAACAAGAAUAUUUGGAAAACAUCUGGAUAAGAAUGCUGCAUACUGUAACUAACAAUCAGUGAUAAAUUUAUAUAGUUAAAAAAACUAAACACAAUUUAUGUUAACUUGCGUAAGCUGUCUUUGUGUUACUAAUUUAUAAUUACUUCGUCAGGCCGUUUAAACUAGAAUCGGUUGUUAAGGACAUUGCAUGAACAAUGCCCUCUGUAGCUGGCUCUGGCAUUGUUUAAGCAAUGUCCAUUACUACUAAUGCUAGAGACGGCCUGAUGUAGUCUCAUAACGUGACGAAAGCUUUUGUAAAUCAACAUCAUUAUAUACGUUAUACUAAUAAUUAAAAUGUAGGAGGCUAUGUUAAAAGAUCUUACUAAAUGAUAUUCAAUUAGUACUGUAUUUUUUAACUGUAGAACAGAAUUUUUAAAUUUUGAAAAAUAACAAUACUUAUUUAUAGAAAGUCAUUAAUAACCCUGAAAUAUAUAUUGGUAAUUUAUUGGACAUUAACUAUGAUACAUGCUAAUGUCUAACAUGCUUAGGCCUUAGGUACACACGUAUAUGUUUAACAUCUGGGCAGAUAUGCUGUUGAUGCACGAAUUAUACUUACACAUGGGACUCUCCAAUACUUAGCUUUAUAGCAGCUGGACAUGAAGGCAUAGGCCUAAAUAUCCAUUUUUUAUGGUAGUGCCAGUCCACUGCUUUUUUUAAAAGGGCUCUUUAAGACACAUCUGUUGUCUGCUGCUUUUGCAGUUAGUUUUCUUUUUUGCCUUCCUUGCUAAGUUAAAUUGUUUAGUUAGAUACCCAUUACUUGAGCACCUGUGAAUUAUGAAUAGGCCAGCCCUGUGCCUCACAUUUUCUGUAAACUGUGCGGUGAUGAUAAUGCCUGUAAACAUUCCUGAUGAUGACAUAAUUAAUGUUGAAAUAUUGAAUCCUGACAAGAUGGCGUGCAUUUCGAUACUUAGAGUAUGUAUUAUACUAUCUUAUCUGCGCGGUGAUGUGCGUGAUGUUUCUUAUUCUGGUAGUUUUAAGGUUCAUGUUAAUUUUUGGUUCUGUCCUUCUGUAGAGCCUUGAGCACUUACAAUUAUUAUUACUAUGCUCGAUGCAAAGGCACUGGUUUUCACUUGGGUACAUUCACACAUGACUGCUAAACUGGGAUCAAUAGUGUGAUAGGGCUAGUUUAGUUGGUAUUGUCACCAUUUUGAAUUGGGUAUUGUUACAAGGUUGAAUUGUGGUUUACGGUGUUAACAAUGAGAAAGCCGGAAUCCACUGUAAUAAUUGAUGCAUGUACUUUUUUCCCUGGGGAGACAUUCUCUCUCACAACACUCCUUCUUAGAAUACCUCCGGCUCCCUGGGAGAUGGUAAAUAGGCCUACCGUGUCAUAUUUAAUUUUGAUCUGGUAGACUGUAAAUAUUUGUUGGAUACCAUGAACAAAAGUGCAUUGUGAUCAACUUGGUAUCCAGUACAGUUUUUGAACUUGUCUUCUUGCAAAGUUAUCAGCUUGAAGAUGACUUGCCGCCAUCUUUUUUUUAAAUGUGGCUGCUUUUACAAAAUUUUAUUUUUUAGACUAUUUUUAUCAUUAAUUUGCUGGAAAAUGAAAUUUGAUUAUUCCAUAUUAAACUUAAGUAAAUCACUGUUAAUUGGUAUUGACAGCAACAACAUUUUCAUAUUAAAUAAGGAAGUGUCAUAAGAUUUGUGUAGGAAUGCAAAAGGCCUUGUGGGUAAGAUAAAUUAUCAAAUUUAGCAAAGUAUUAUUCUUCACAAUAUGAUGUCAGAAUUCCUUAUUAGUAAAUGUACACUCAAACUUCUGUAUCUUUUGUGGGAGUUAUAUAGCACAAAGGUCAUUAGGCAUCUUUCCUGUUGAGAAAUAACAAAUAUCUUUGAAUGGUGUAUAUAUCACAGUACAAUAUAGUUAUUAAUGUCCUCCAGUGAUUGACACAUUACACAUUGUGCAACUUUGCUCCUGGUGUGAGAGAUGCAAGGACAUACCUUCAGUCAGCCAAAUUAGUGGUAGCCACUGUGUGUAAACUCAACUAUAACACUAAAACAGUCCCAAAAGUUUGGCUAUUAACUUGUAAUAAACCAAAGGUUAGGAGGGUGCAAUGAUUUUUUUGUGUGAUGUGAAUCCUAUAUUUGUAAUGAACGAACAUCAACACACUAAGCAGUGAACAACCACUUUAACUAAAAUUUAUAACUCCCUACUUGUUAUUGGCAUUAACCCUCAGAGGUUUUAUGUUGAUUCUAAUUUUGAAGUGUGAUCUUGAAUUUCAGACUCAAAUAACUUUUCCUAUAGCAUUUAAUAGUGCAUUGUAUACUGUUUGAAAUUGAUUUUCCCAGUUGCCUCACAAAAUAAAAGUACCAACCUACAGUCUACUUAUUAAUUGAUGUUGAACAUGUUAAAAUCCACACGAGCUCUUCAAAAUGAAAUGACACAAUGUAUUAAUUCAACCUACUACUACUUUUACUAAACAUUACUGCUACUACUUAUUACUUCUAUUACCAGUGGGGGUGAGGUGGCAUUGGGCUUGUGUUUGUGGAACAUGCUUGUGUUCUGAUUCGUCAAUUGUUAAGAUAACACAUUGGAAAGGUUUAUUGCAUGAUGCUGUCCAUGUCCUUGGUCUUGGAAGACAUUCAAGCAUCUGGUUUUCAUUUAUUUUUUGUGUAGAGAUAUCUUUUUUAGUCUGCUCUGAAAUUUUGUCAGUUGGUCGGUUUAGUGCUGUUGUUGCUAUUUAUUUCCAUUUCUAGUUGAAAACUUGCAUUUUACAAGUCCAGAACUUAACUUUUUUCAUAUUAAAAAUUAUGAACAUUUGAC